AUGGACGGCAUUCCAGCAACACAGGAUAACACGGACCUUCUAACGGCCAUGAUAGCCGGCUCAGGUGCCGCAGUGGUUCAAACCGUCGUGACAUAUCCGUUUGAAUACGUGAAAACGACAUCGCAGAUAGCCAAUAGCUCGCUACUCAAGACUCCGUACCAUAUCCCAACCGACAGCGUGCGCUCCUUGUUCAUUGGCUGCAACGGCCUGGCUCUGGGAAAUGCCCUCAAAGCCUCCUCUCGGUUUCUAAUUUUCAACAGAAUGACUCAAUUCAUGGGCACCGAUAACAGCAAGGCGAACGCCCCAAGAGUGGUGGUUGCCGGUUUGAUGACCGGCUUUUUGGAGACGCUGUGGGUGAUACCCGUCGAGAACGUAAAGACGCGAAUGAUUGAGAACGCAAUGGAAAAGCAGGGCUACCGAUUGCCGCUUCCGUCUUAUGCGGGGGCCACGGGAGCAGACGGGGUGGAAAAACCAAGGCUCACCAAACGGCCCUUGGAAAGCAAACCGUUCAACCCUCGUCAGAAAUACAUUGACUACUACCGGGCUAACCCAUCCACCACUUUCUUCAGGGCUGUGAAAGAGAUCUAUGAGACAACGGGUCUUUCGGGAUUUAAGAGGGGUUCUUUAAUCACCAUCUUUAGGCAGACCAUGAAUAGCAUGGUUUGGUUUUCGACGUACAACUUCCUGCAGCAGUUCAUUGAUCCCACAAGAGACUCAAUCACCGAUCUGGAACUGAUGGGAAUGGGAGUGGCUUCGUCGUGCGCCGUUGUUGCGAUUACGCAGCCCAUUGACGUUGAAGACGUUCAUGCAGGAAGGAGUGGCCAAGAUGUGGAGUGGAUGGCUUCCGCGGUUGAUGAAGGUGUCCUGCAGUUCGUCAAUCACAUUGGUGACUUACGAAAUGCUUCAGAGGGGAGUGAACAGUUUGACAGAUAUUAA
Ogataea haglerorum is the source of this 936-nucleotide messenger RNA. RefSeq lists its product as uncharacterized. Gene Ontology annotation, biological process: mitochondrial citrate transmembrane transport. Bases 1 to 936 code for a protein of 311 amino acids. The record is from RefSeq and is a predicted model, not a curated record. Lineage: Eukaryota; Fungi; Ascomycota; Pichiomycetes; Pichiales; Pichiaceae. The transcript is spliced from 2 exons.